AUGCUUUUCAUUUCUACGUUCACAUCCUUACUCCCUCCCACUGGCCUUCCUCCUGUCUCCUUCCUCUUAUUUCUCACAUUAACCUCUUCACCCCCUUCAAAAGUUUUCCUAAACUCUUCACCUUUUCUCACCCAAUGUCCCCUCCACCCUGCUUCUGUUACUACACACAUGUCUUUCUUUGGCGCUCAAAUAUAUUUUCCCACCAAAAUAUAUUUUUGUCUCUUCGCUAAUGACAUAACUAUUGCUUUCAGUCUGUCGACGUUCAUUUCUCUCUGGAAAUACUUUCUUUUCUCAGUUUUCUUCCGAUAUUCUUCUUCUUCCUGUCUAUCAUAUCUUUUAUCUUCUGACAUCUUUCUGUUAUUUUUCUUCUCGUUAUUUCUUUAUUUCUAUCGUUUUCCUUUCUUUCUUUCCAUCCUUUUUCUAUCUUUGGUUCUUCAUUUCUUUCUUUCAAUCUUUUUUCUUUAUGUGUUCGUUAUUGAAUUAUUUCUUAUACUGCAUUUUACUCUUGUUUUUAUCUUUCUUUCUUCCAUUUAUAAUCGUUAUUUACCUUUGCCAUUGUCUCGAUUUUCGUACUUAAUUUUUAACAUUUUCGUCUUUCUUUCAUCCUUUCACAUUUGCUAUUUUCUUUCACAAUUUUCGUGGUUUCCUUUAUUACACUAUUUCAUUAUUUAUUUCGCCUCUUCGUUCGGUUUAGUUUAUUUGACUACCUUCUUUUUUCCGACCAGAAACUGA
Molecule: messenger RNA, 732 nt
Organism: Acanthosepion pharaonis
Lineage: Eukaryota; Metazoa; Mollusca; Cephalopoda; Sepiida; Sepiidae
Source: the annotation of a GenBank genome assembly